Molecule: messenger RNA, 1631 nt
Organism: Hippocampus comes (tiger tail seahorse)
Lineage: Eukaryota; Metazoa; Chordata; Actinopteri; Syngnathiformes; Syngnathidae
Product: vesicular glutamate transporter 1-like
Exons: 6
Coding region: 356-1246 (296 amino acids)
Biological process (GO): synaptic transmission, glutamatergic; neurotransmitter loading into synaptic vesicle; transmembrane transport
Cellular component (GO): synaptic vesicle membrane; excitatory synapse
Molecular function (GO): neurotransmitter transmembrane transporter activity; L-glutamate transmembrane transporter activity
Source: RefSeq, a predicted model, not a curated record
UAUGGUGUGUUAUUAAAACGGCUAGUAUACAAAGUGACAAUCAAAAUGCAUUUGUACGUUUUACUUUAGAACAUUUUAGAGUCUGUGGCCCUUUAACUUUUUACUCAUUUCUAACUUUCUCCAGGUUGUUUUUUUUUCUUUUUUUUUUUUUUUACAAACAAGUGUCUGUACCUACUUACUUGAGUACUUAAUUUCCAAAUACUUUUGCCAGCUCGAAACAAAUCCAACGAAAACAUCGUCGUGGCUCUUCACCUCCCAGUCGGGAGGCGCGAGAACGAGCAUGCGGCCAUGUGCGCGUGUUCUGUGCGCGUUCACGCGAGAGAGGAGCACACGGGCCGGCUGAGCAGCAAGAAGGAUGGAGGUCCGACCUGACAGGUUCAAGGCGGUCGCGGCCAAAACUCUGGGCAGAAUAAACAGGUUGAUUGACAAGCGGCAGCCCAAUGGAGAAACCAUCGAGCUGUCUGCCGAGGGCCGUCCCGAGCUGGUGCAGGAGAAGGAGCUGCCCGUGGUGGACUGUACCUGCUUCGGCUUGCCCAGGCGCUACAUCAUCGCCAUCCUGUCUGGCCUGGGCUUCUGCAUCUCCUUCGGCAUCCGCUGCAAUCUGGGCGUGGCCAUCGUAAGCAUGGUCAACGACCACACCGUCUACAAAGGCAACAAGGAAGUGCUUGUGGCUGCACAGUUCACUUGGGAUCCGGAGACAGUGGGCAUGAUCCACGGUUCCUUCUUCUGGGGCUACAUCGUCACGCAGAUCCCCGGAGGUUUUAUAUGUCAGAAAUUCGCAGCCAACAGAGUGUUUGGCUUUGCCAUCGUGGCCACGUCCACCCUCAACAUGCUGAUCCCAUCUGCCGCUCGCUGCCAUUACAGUUGCGUCAUACUGGUCCGAAUAUGUCAAGGCCUUGUUGAGGUACAGUAUUUCCGAUAUGUCCAAUAUGACCUACAUUAUAUCUUCCUUGCAGGAAUUUUCGCAUCGGGAGAAAAGCAGCCAUGGGCCGACAUCGAAGACACCAGCCAGGAGAAGUGCGGCAUCAUCGAUGAAGACGAGCUGGCCAACGAGACGGAGGAUCUCUACCGCAGCGGCGGCCAGUCCGGGGCCAUGAGUCAACAGGCGGUCGGUUCAAACGGCGGCGGGGCCGCGGGAGGCGGGGCCGGAUGGGUGACGGACUGGGAUAAAUCUGAGGAGUAUGUGCAGCCGCCUGGAUACAACUCAUAUAAGUGCGGCGGAGUGGAGGAGACGAAGCUGACGUAGACGAGAGACUGACUUGAUACAAGUGUGUACGAAACAAGGAAAAAAAAAAUGCGGAAAUAGGAAGAGGAGAACUUGCUGCGCACUUUUGUACAAUUACAAGAGUAUGUUGAUUUGAUUCUUUUGUUGUGUGGAGUUGGAGGGCAGUGUUAGAUUUUGACAUAUACAUAAACACAGAUGGUAUUUAUAUAACGCAGCUCAUCGCCCUCAAACGUCGUCCCUAAUGUGAGGCUCGCUGUGAUUGGUCCGUUUGCAUCUCGAGGAGGAAGCGCAGCAAGCGUGUCCUUUGUGUUGUGUUUCACAUCUCAUGUUGAAGCUUCACUACCUUUUUUUUUUGUCUUUCAGGGAAUGCAUGUCAGCGGUUUUAAAUAAGAAUGAUGUUCAUGAU